Messenger RNA from Lasiosphaeria miniovina, 6803 nucleotides. Its product is annotated as Sec63 Brl domain-containing protein. Lineage: Eukaryota; Fungi; Ascomycota; Sordariomycetes; Sordariales; Lasiosphaeriaceae. Gene Ontology annotation, molecular function: ATP binding; nucleic acid binding. The coding region runs from base 103 to 6729 and encodes 2208 amino acids. The record is from RefSeq and is a predicted model, not a curated record. The transcript is spliced from 2 exons.
AUUUCUCUUCACCAAUAAAACCCAGAGCCGUGGUAUUUCACCGUUGCUCCCUCUCAACUGCCCAUCUUCGCGUCCUCGUUUUCCUCCACAACAACCGCCAACAUGACGGACCACCAUCGCGAUGUCUCGCAGUACAAAUACUCGGCUAUGUCUAACCUGGUCCUCCAGGCCGACCGUCGGUUUGUCACAAGACGAACUGACGAGGCCACGGGGGACCCGGAGUCGCUGGCUGGCCGCCUGUCAAUCAAGGAUAUGGGAUCGCGCGUAGCCCGCGACUCGGCCCCAAAACCAAAAAAGUCUAGCACUAUGCCGGAUGUGGAGCGAGGCAGCAUGCGGGAAGGUGCUAAUAUUCUACAGCACAUCAAGGGCAAAGGCGACUCUGCCUCGCGUGGCGGCGGCAUCCUGUCCGGCGCCGAAGCUACGAUCGAAGGCUUACGGUAUCGGCCACGGACGCAGCCUACACGCGACGCGUUCAAUUUGAUCUUGACCAUCGUGGCUGAACACCUCGGCGACGUUUCCCACGAGAUCGUCCGCAGUGCUGCCGACGCGGCUCUCGAGUACCUCAAAGAUGACGACCUCAAAGACUUCGACAAGAAGAAGGAGAUUGAUGACAUACUUGGCGAGUUAACGAGCCCCAAGCAGUUCAACGAGCUGGUGAAUCUCGGCAAGAAAAUUACGGAUUACGACAUGCAAGAUGAAGAAGAAGAGACGGGAGACGCCGACCAGGAUGGCGAGGACGAGAUCGAUGGCCGCCAGGGUGUCGCUGUAAAUUUUGAGAAUGACGAAGACGACGACGGCAUGGUUGGUGUUGUUCGUGAGGAGUCUUCAGAGGACGAGGACGAGGCAGACCAGGAAGAUCGUGACGACGAAGCUGCCGAGGUCGGCGAAGCAGGCCAGGAUCGGGACGAAGAGGAAGCGGGUUUGGCGGACGAAGAGGACAUGGUCAUCGAUUCGGCCCCUGACGCAAAGCAAGGCAACCUUCAGGAGAACACCAUUCCCUCCCGUGACAUCGAUGCAUACUGGCUGCAGCGUCAAAUAGGCAAGGUCUAUCCCGAUGCCCACACUCAACACGACAAGACAUUGUCAGCGCUACAAAUACUGUCUGGGGAGCCAGACGAGCCAGGCGGUGAGGGAAGACAGCUUCGGGAGGUUGAAAACGAUCUGAUGGAGCUCUUCGACUACGAGCACCACAAGAUUGUGCAAAAGCUCACCGAGAACCGCGAGAAAGUCGUCUGGCUUACGCGGCUGGCCAACGCCGACACCGAGGAAGCGCGUGAAGCCAUCGAGCACCAGAUGGCUUCGGAAGGCCUACGCUGGAUCCUGGAUGAACUUCAUGGGAAGACCAGGGAUGACGCGAAAAAGCCCAGGAUCGAGAUCAAGGUGGACAUCGACUCGGCUGCAUUUAAGGGCGAGCCCCAGAAACCAGAGCGCCCCGACGGGCAUCUUGUCGGCGGCCUCCAACCGCGCAAGCUCAUUAACUUGGAGAAUAUGAUCUUCGACCAGGGCAAUCACCUGAUGACGAACCCAAGGAUAACCCUUCCCAAGGACUCAACUAAGCGGACCUUUAAGGGAUACGAGGAGUAUCACGUCCCGCCUCCAAAGAAACGGAACGACCCAAGUGAUGUCAACAUUCCCAUCUCGGAAAUGCCUGAAUGGUCUCGGAUACCCUUCAGCUCGGCGAAAUCCCUAAACAAAAUUCAGUCAAAGUGCUAUCCUACAGCCUUCGAGGAUGACGGCAAUAUGCUCGUCUGCGCGCCAACAGGCAGUGGCAAGACCAAUGUUGCCAUGCUUACCAUCUUACGAGAGAUUGGGAAGAACAGGAAUGCAAAGGGGGAGAUCGACCUAGAUGCGUUCAAGAUUGUCUACAUCGCCCCUCUCAAGGCUCUUGUCCAAGAACAGGUUGGCAACUUUGGGAAACGCCUGGAGCCGUUCGGCAUCAAAGUCUCGGAAUUGACGGGUGACCGUCAACUUACCAAACAACAAAUAUCCGAGACCCAGAUCAUCGUCACGACACCUGAGAAGUGGGACGUCAUUACCAGAAAGGCGACAGACAUCUCGUACACCAACCUGGUUCGUCUCAUCAUCAUUGAUGAAAUUCACUUGCUUCAUGACGACCGUGGGCCGGUCCUUGAAAGCAUCGUCGCCAGGACAAUCCGCCGAACUGAACAGACUGGCGAGCCGGUCCGUAUCGUCGGUCUCUCUGCGACCUUGCCCAACUAUCGGGAUGUGGCUAGUUUUCUCCGAGUUGAUACCGCCAAGGGCCUCUUCCACUUUGACGGCUCAUUCCGCCCUUGUCCGUUACGCCAGGAGUUUAUCGGUGUGACCGACAAGAAGGCCAUCAAGCAGCUCAAGAUGAUGAAUGACAUUACGUAUAAUAAGGUCAUUGAGCACGUCGGAACCAAUCGCAACCAGAUGCUUAUCUUCGUCCACUCUCGAAAGGAGACGGCAAAGACGGCAAAGUACGUCCGUGACAAGGCUCUUGAGAUGGACACAAUUAGUCAGAUUCUCAAGCAUGAUGCCGGUACUCGCGAAGUGCUGAGCGAGGCUGCUAACGCCGUCAACAAUACGGACCUUAAGGAUAUUCUGCCAUAUGGUUUCGGUAUCCAUCACGCCGGUAUGAGCCGAGCUGACCGUACCGACGUUGAGGAUCUUUUUGCGAGCGGCCAUAUUCAAGUCCUCGUGUGCACGGCCACCCUCGCCUGGGGUGUCAACCUUCCCGCUCACACGGUCAUCAUCAAAGGCACGCAAGUCUACUCGCCAGAGAAGGGCAGCUGGGUUGAGCUGAGCCCCCAGGAUGUGCUGCAAAUGCUUGGUCGCGCCGGUCGGCCACAGUUUGAUACCUACGGUGAAGGUAUUAUCAUCACAACUCAGGCAGAGGUCUCUUACUAUCUCUCCCUGCUCAACCAGCAGCUCCCAAUUGAAAGUCAGUUUGCAAGCAAAUUGAUUGACAACCUCAAUGCUGAGAUUGUGCUUGGUAAUGUCAGGGGCCGCGAUGAAGGUGUUGAGUGGCUCGGCUAUACCUACCUCUUCGUCCGAAUGCUCCGUUCUCCCGGACUCUACAGCGUGGGGACAGAAUACGAGGACGACGAGGCUCUGGAGCAGAAACGGGUCGACCUGAUACAUUCGGCGGCAACUGUCCUGAAAAAAUCGAACCUAAUCAAAUACGACGAGAAGACCGGCAAGCUCCAGUCCACUGAGCUUGGGCGUGUCGCGUCACACUACUACAUCACGCACGGGUCCAUGGACACGUACAACAAGCUCAUUCAGCCGUCUAUCAACGACGUUGAGCUAUUCCGCAUUUUCUCCCAGAGCGCCGAGUUCAAGUACAUUCCUGUCCGUCAAGAGGAGAAGCUCGAGCUUGCAAAGCUGCUCGCCAAGGUGCCAAUUCCAGUCAAGGAAAGCAUAGAGGAGCCAACUGCCAAGAUCAACGUCCUUCUCCAAGCCUACAUCUCGCGCCUGCGGCUGGACGGUCUUGCCCUUAUGGCAGACAUGGUUUACGUCACACAGUCGGCUGGACGUAUUCUUCGCGCCAUCUUUGAGAUCACCAUGAAGAAAGGGUGGGCUUCUGUUGCCAAGCUGGCGCUCAAUCUGUGCAAGAUGGCCGAAAAGCGCAUGUGGCCAACCAUGUCGCCUCUCAGGCAAUUUCCCAGCUGCCCUCUCGAGAUCGUGAGGAAGGCGGAGAGGAUAGAGGUGCCUUUUAGCAGCUACCUCGACCUAGACCCUCCUCGCAUGGGCGAGAUGCUUGGCAUGCCGAAAGCUGGCAAGACGGUGUGCUCACUUGUGGCCAAGUUCCCCCGUGUCGAGGUCCAAGCCCACGUACAGCCCAUGACUAGAUCAAUGCUCCGUGCUGAGUUGACAAUCACCCCAAACUUUGAGUGGGACGACGAAAUCCACGGACUGGCGGAAACCUUUUGGAUAGUUGUUGAAGAUUGCGACGGCGAAGACAUCCUCUUCCACGACCAGUUCAUCCUGCGCAAGGACUACGCAGGAUCCGAUGCCAACGAACAUGCUGUGGAGUUUACGGUCCCGAUUACAGAGCCAAUGCCCCCUAACUACUUCAUCUCGGUCAUAUCCGACCGUUGGAUGCAUUCAGAGACUCGCCUCGCCGUCUCUUUCAACAAAUUAAUUCUGCCAGAGAGGUUCCAGCCGCACACGGAAUUGCUUGACCUGCAGCCCCUUCCCGUCGCUGCCCUAAAGGCCAAGGACUUUGCAGCACUUUACCCGGGUUGGCAACAAUUCAACAAGAUCCAAACCCAGUCGUUCAACUCACUCUACAACACCGAUAGCAAUGUCCUCGUGGCCGCAUCGACUGGGAGCGGAAAGACAGUCUGCGCCGAGUUCGCUUUGCUUCGUCAUUGGGCAAAGCCAGAUUCUGGCCGAGCGGUGUAUAUCGCUCCGUUCCAGGAGCUGGUGGACAUUCAAUUUCAGGACUGGCAGAAACGGCUAGCUAACCUCCGUGGAGGCAAGGACAUCGUCAAGUUGACUGGUGAAACCACCAGCGAUCUCAAGCUUCUUGAACAGGGCGAUCUCAUUUUGGCCACGCCGACUCAAUGGGAUGUCUUGUCGCGCCAAUGGAAGAGGAGAAAGAACGUCCAAACUGUAGAGCUCUUUAUCGGGGAUGAGCUGCACAUGCUUGGUGGUCAGAUGGGGUACAUCUACGAAAUUAUCGUGUCGCGCAUGCAUUACAUCCGCACACAAACGGAGCAGCCGAUGCGGAUUGUCGGUCUGAGUGUGUCGCUCGCAAACGCCCGUGAUGUAGGCGAGUGGAUUGACGCCAAAAAGCACCACAUUUACAACUUCAGCCCCCAUGUUCGGCCAGUGCCAUUGGAAUUGCACAUUCAAUCAUACACGAUUCCACACUUCCCAUCCUUGAUGCUGGCGAUGGCAAAGCCGACAUACCUUGCUGUCACGCAGAUGUCGUCGGACCAGCCCGCCCUCAUCUUUGUGCCCAGCCGGAAACAGACCAGAGCCACGGCUAGGGAUAUUCUGACUGCCUGUCUAGCCGAUGACGACGAGGACCGCUUCUUGCAUGUCGAGAUCGACCAAAUCCAGAAACUCCUAGAGCGCGUCCAAGAAGAAGCUCUUGCCGAAGCCCUCGCACAUGGUGUUGGCUACUACCAUGAAGCUCUCAGCCAAAGCGACAAGCGGAUUGUGAAGCAUCUCUACAACAAUGGCGCGAUCCAAGUGCUCAUUGCCUCCCGCGAUGUCUGUUGGGAGCUUGAUGUGACGGCGCACCUGGUGAUUGUGAUGGGUACACAGUACUUCGAGGGCAGAGAACAUCGCUACGUCGACUACCCGCUCAGCGAUGUUCUCCAGAUGUUUGGGAAGGCUGCAAAACCCUCGAAGGACGGACGCGGCCGUGGAGUGCUCAUGCUUCCGGCUGUAAAGAGGGAAUACUACAAGAAGUUCCUCAAUGAGGCUCUCCCGGUCGAGUCGCAUCUGCACAGUUUCCUUCACGACGCGUUUGUGACGGAAAUCAGCACUAAAAUGAUUGAAUCGGGCGAGGAUGCAAUCAACUGGGUCACGUUCACGUACUUUUACCGACGGCUACUCGUCAACCCGAGCUACUACAGCUUGACCGAUCCCACGCACGUGGGUCUCAGCCAGUACCUGUCGGACAUGGUCGAGACGACUCUGAAAGAUCUCACCGAGUCCAAGAUCAUCGACUUCGACGACGAGGACGGGACUGUCGCGCCUCAGAAUGCUGCCAUGAUUGCAGCAUACUACAACAUCUCGUACAUCACGAUGCAGACUUUCCUGCUGUCUCUGACAAAGAAGACCAAGCUGAAGGGAAUCCUGGAGAUUGUGAUGUCCUCCACCGAAUUCGAGUCGAUACAAAUCAGACGACACGAGGAGGUCAUUCUACGACGGAUAUACGACAGCAUUCCUGUCAAGAUGGCCGAGCCCGUCUUUGACUCGCCGCAUUUCAAAGCAUUUGUUCUGCUCCAGGCGCAUUUCUCGCGCAUGAAUUUGCCCAUCGACCUUGCCAAGGACCAAGAGGUCAUUCUGACCAAAGUUUUGAGUCUCCUGAGCGCAACAGUUGAUAUCCUGUCAUCGGACGGCUAUUUGAAUGCCAUGAACGCCAUGGAGAUGUCGCAGAUGGUGGUACAGGCCAUGUGGGAUCGGGACAGUCCAUUGAAACAGAUCCCCAACUUUACGCCCGAGGUUGUGAAGGUCGCCGAAAGGUUCGGCAUCAAAGACGUGUUUGAUUUCAUGGAGAAGAUGAACCCGGAGGAGAAUCCAGACUACGGAAAGCUCGUAAAGGCGCUGGGCCUCUCGCAAGCUCAGCUCUCCCAGGCUGCCAAUUUCACGAACAACAAGUAUCCAGAUAUCUCGCUGGAAUUUGAAGUCGAGGACGAGGAGAACCUCCGGUCUAGCGAGCCGUCGUAUCUCAAGAUCAAAAUCGAACGAGAAGUGGACGAAGACGAAGAGUUUGAUGCCACGGUCCAUGCGCCAUUCUACCCUGGAAAGAAGACGGAGAACUGGUGGCUGGUGGUUGGCGAAGAGAGCACCAAAACGCUGCUCGCGAUCAAGCGAGUGACAGUCGGGCGAAGCCUCGAGCUCAGAUUGGAGUUCACCGUUCCCACGCCUGGCGACCACAACCUGAAGCUAUUCCUGAUGAGCGAUAGCUACGUCGGCGUUGACCAGGAGCCGACCUUCUCGGUGAAGUUGGCGGAGGGAAUGGAUGUCGACGACGAAGAUGAUGACGAGGACGAGGACGACGAGUGAUAUCCUAGUUACCGGAGGCGGCGAGGUGCUCGGUCUCCUGCUAAUUAUGCUUCGGAAAUUGCACUCAAAAUUGA